Molecule: messenger RNA, 1371 nt
Organism: Notodromas monacha
Lineage: Eukaryota; Metazoa; Arthropoda; Ostracoda; Podocopida; Cyprididae
Source: the annotation of a GenBank genome assembly
AUGCAGCCCGACAUUCGCACGCAUUAUUUAUCUUCCUUUAUGGUUCAGGAAUGGCGAGACUACAAGUUUGUCUGGAACCCUGACGAAUACGGCGGCGUGACGGAGUUGUACGUGCCAUCCGAGCACAUCUGGCUUCCCGACAUCGUCGUCUACAACAAGUUGGGGAAGACUGUCGUAGAAGUAGUGACUACAAAGCGAACCGUCCACCUGGACUUUGUGUACUUGCAAGACGAGUCGGGCAAUCCCCUGGUAGACAUUGGUAUCGACCUCCGGGAGUACUACCCUAGCGUGGAGUGGGACAUCCUGUCAGUGCCAGCCCGGCGGAACGUGAAGAAGUACCCGUGCUGCGCAGAGCCGUACCCUGAUAUUUACUUCAACAUCACUUUGCGAAGAAAGACGCUUUUCUACACUGUCAACCUGAUUAUCCCGAGUGUGGGAUUGAGUUAUUUGAGUAUCCUAGUAUUUUACUUACCGGCGGAUUCCGGUGAGAAAGUCGUGCUGGUGAUUUCCGUGCUCCUGUCACAAACGAUGUUCUUCCUGCUCAUAAGUGAAAUCAUCCCGCCGACGUCGUUGUCAGUUCCGUUACUGGGACGAUACUUGCUUUUUACUAUGUUCAUGGUGGGGGCGUCUGUGCUGCUCACGAUUCUGGUGCUCAAUAUUCACUACCGCAAGCCGUCGACGCACCGAAUGGCUCCGUGGGUUCGCCAGUUUUUCAUCCACAUGUUCCCCAAGGCCAUGUGCAUGAACACGCCGGACGAGCUGAAGGAAGGGUCGCCUCGGAAAAAGAAGAAAAAGAAGAGCAAGACGGGCAUGGGUGCGGACAAGAUGCACCAGCACAACCACGACAGCAGACUCAACAACGGGCGCCGGCGGGCGCAGCACCAGCACGCCGACGACCUCAUGAUGAUGCACGACAUUCCGCCGCCGCCGCCGCCACCGGGCUCGCGACCGCCCCUCCACGCCGCCACCAUCGACGAUCCGCUCGACGUCUUCACUUCCCUGGACUAUCAGGACCUCCAUCGGUAUCCGCCGCAAAUCGAGCGAGCCGUGACGAACGUUCGCUUUAUCCAGCACCACCUCCAGACCGAGGACCGGCUCAAUUCGGAAAACUUGUCAAGACUACUUCGGUACUCCGGGUAUCGGGUUAUUCACGUCCGUUUCUUUGUGUGUGACUUUCAGGAGGAUGAAGACUGGGCCUUCGUUGCGAUGGUUCUGGAUCGAUUCUUCCUCUACACCUUCCUCCUGGUGUCCGGGAUCGGGACUUUUGGGAUCCUUCUGGAUGCCCCCUCCCUAUACGAUUACACGCCGCCGAUCGACGUGGAAAUUUCGCAUGUGGCGCAAACACUGCGUUCCAACGAGCUUGACUUCUGA